Molecule: messenger RNA, 803 nt
Organism: Magallana angulata
Lineage: Eukaryota; Metazoa; Mollusca; Bivalvia; Ostreida; Ostreidae
Product: histidine-rich glycoprotein-like
Exons: 2
Coding region: 15-251 (78 amino acids)
Source: RefSeq, a predicted model, not a curated record
GACGAAACUUCACCAUGAAGCUGAUCAUCGUAUUUAUUGUCGCCUGCCUUAUCCUAGAGGCCACAGCUCGGAAUGGGAAAGAAAGCUAUGGCGAUAACAAACAUGGCGAUAACAAGCACGGCAGUAACAAACAUGGAGACAACAAACAUGGCGACAACAAACAUGGAGGGUAUUAUGGCGAUAACAAGCAUGGCAGUAACAGACAUGGCGAUAACAAACAUGGAGGGUAUUAUGGCGACAACAAACACUAGGAUAGAAGUAUCACCGUGUGGAAAUGUUCCCCUCAGACUUCUCUACCCCUGUCGCUAGCAUUUAGUUACUUUGAUCCGGACACUACCACCAUGUGCAAUGUUCGCUUAAGACACGACACCAUUUUCCCUGUCAGUAACUUUUAGUGACUUUAAUCCGAACACUCUUAAUUGACUCUCAGUUUAACUAAGUAAACCGUUCAUGGAAGUUGAUCUUUAUAUUUACAAUUAUAUUCUUUAUUGCUGAAACUUUGUUUUACUAUCAAUAUGUAAUUGUUGGUCAUAUUGAAUUAAUCGGCAUUUUGAGACCGACGGUCAAAGCGCUCGUACCACUUAUUCCCGACCUCGCAGAAUAUUGUGAUAAGUUUGCAGAGUUUUAAUAAAUCUUGGGACGGCUACAUAUGGGUCACAAUUCACAUCAUGUACAAAUUGAACGAUACGGAAACGGUGCAACAUUUAGGGAUAAAUUAAAUCAACAACAAUUUUUAUAUUUGAUGCAAUUAAAUGCAUUUGAAUUAUCUCUUCCUGUAAUUUCGAGACAAAUAUGGAAAUAAA